Cucurbitaria berberidis CBS 394.84 is the source of this 964-nucleotide messenger RNA. RefSeq lists its product as uncharacterized. The record is from RefSeq and is a predicted model, not a curated record. Bases 50 to 964 code for a protein of 304 amino acids. The transcript is spliced from 2 exons. Lineage: Eukaryota; Fungi; Ascomycota; Dothideomycetes; Pleosporales; Cucurbitariaceae.
GUUCUACUUGUCUGUCCAUCUCAUCUUAGCACUGCGCAUUUCCGCAAUCAUGAAACUCAAUAUGCCGUUCUCCUCGAAGUUCAAGGAAUCGGGCCUACUACCCACUGUGGAAGAGACGUAUGGGGAUAAAUAUACGUCAAAGAAUCUAGACGAGAAGCAAAAAGACAGUCUAACCGCGACCGCACCAAUUCCACCUCAGCCCACUCCAGCACGCACACGCUCAACGCGAAUCCAUGAACCCAUACGCACAUCCUCGCAAGCCAGCCACAAGCCUGGCAUAAAAGGCAACAGCAGUAGUUCAACACGACCAGCGACCUCCAAGUAUGUUGCAGAAAAGCCGCAGAGACCCGGCCUUGAGCGCAGCCGCACAACAGCCCGAACACGCUACAUCGAUAUGCUCCUGGGCCUCGACCACGUCUCGCCCCUGCACAACAUCCUCGCCUCGCUCUUCGUCUGGGUCCUGCUAGCCGGCUACAUCGUCUUCCCGGCCACCUUCAACAAGCUGCAAAAAGACAAGAGUAUAGAGGACAAAGCGCAGACGAAUCUCGAGCAGCACGCGUUACGAACUGUACGCAAUGUGCCGCUACUGUACGUCGCGGCUUUUGCGUGUGGAGUAGGGGUCCUGGGCUGCGUGUGGCUGUGGUGGAAACACCGCAAGAAUUACGUGUGGGUUAUUAAUCGGAUCUUUUUACCUGCGCUGUUGAAUAGUAUUGCGGGGCUUGUGUCGACGAUUGUGAAUAUUUAUUCUGCGCAGGACGCAGGCCAAUACUCCGUCACAGCCAUGGUCACCAUCAUCGUUACAUCGGCGUGCUCAGUCGUAGCUGCUGCCCUGUUUUUGCUGUAUAAUACCGUCAUGUUGAGGUUAGUGAAGAGGAAGCAUGAGAGGGAGAUUAAAGCUGCUGAAAGGUAUGAGGCGAGGUAUGUGGACGGACAGGGGACUAGCGAUGGAGCACGAAACGUGUAG